Orbilia oligospora ATCC 24927 is the source of this 1710-nucleotide messenger RNA. RefSeq lists its product as uncharacterized. Gene Ontology annotation, biological process: macroautophagy; piecemeal microautophagy of the nucleus; multivesicular body membrane disassembly. The transcript is spliced from 4 exons. Bases 1 to 1710 code for a protein of 569 amino acids. The record is from RefSeq and is a predicted model, not a curated record. Gene Ontology annotation, molecular function: glycerophospholipase activity. NCBI's taxonomy places the organism in Eukaryota, Fungi, Ascomycota, Orbiliomycetes, Orbiliales, Orbiliaceae.
AUGUACUUCAUGAGGUUCAUCCACGACAGCGGGAAGCCGUACCUAAGAGGCACUUUUAUCAUAUCCCUCUCCCUAUUAUCCUCGGUUCAGGCUCUGAGGUCCGGCCAAAUCGUUUUAGCUGAAGAGAAACCUGGUAUAGUCGACCUCCCAAAUGGGGUGAAGCUUCGGGGUACUAUUGGAGGUUCAUUCAAAUUGCGCCAUGUCCUUCAUCACGGCGCGGAAAGGUAUCCCGAGCUCCUACGACGUUUAGAUGUGACUGGAGACGAGUUGAUCUGGGGAGUAGAAAACGAACAGUAUUCGCCCUACCCAAGUCUCCAGGUCAAAUCCCGCCUUAUCGAUAUCUCUCGGCUUCGGGAUAGAUCGGUAGAAAGUGUAGAAGGGCGGCUGGCUGCCGCACGGUAUUGGGGAUACCAAUUAGACACACCACUUUCCGCUUGGACAACUGAGCAAGAGUCCGCCCCCGAUAUAACGGAUAAUGAAACAGUACUCAACCUUGCCAAGAUGAGCGCAAAUGCCUACGUUCAUAUUCCUGCCACCGAAGACUGGAGGGAUGUCGGCACUCCGUGGAACAAAUCGGCUGGGUUCGGGUGGGAAAAUGACGGGCUGCGUGGACAUGUCUUCCUCGACGACAAAAACUCUACUGUUAUCAUCAGCAUCAAGGGAACUUCAGUCGCCAUAUUUUAUGGGGAAGAAACAAAGACUAACGACAAAGUUAACGAUAACCUCUUCUUUUCCUGCUGUUGUGCAAGGGUCUCCGCAUUUUGGAACACAGUUUGCGAUUGUUAUACAGGCACAUAUUCCUGCAGCAACCCGUGUCUCUCAAGCGCUCUCAAAGCGGAAAACCGGUAUUACCGAGCUGCACUUAAUCUCUACUAUAAUAUCACCAGUCUCUACCCCGACGCCCAGGUUUGGCUUGUAGGGCACUCUCUGGGUGGGGCAGUCUCCUCCCUACUAGGCCUGACAUACGGCUUACCGGUGGUUACAUUCGAAGCCCCACCUGAAGCCCUAGCAGCGAGAAGGUUGGGUAUACCGAAAGCCCCGUCGGAACUCCGCCAAGACGGUGUUUAUCACUUCGGUAAUAACGCUGACCCAAUUUACAUGGGUGUUUGUAACGGCGUUACCUCCUUUUGUUCAAUCGGGGGUUAUGCGAUGGAGACAAAGUGCCAUACGGGAAGCUUGUGCCUUUAUGAUGUUGUCAACGACCUUGGUUGGCGUAUUAAUGGAAAUUCGCAUCGAAUAAAGACAGUUAUUGAUGACAUCAUGCCAAAGUACGACAGUGUUCCGAAAUGUAUUCCAGAGGACGAAGAAUGCACAGAUUGUUUCAACUGGAAGUUCCACAACGAAAGCAUCGUCACCACUACAUCGAAGAAGACAUCAACCACAACCACGACCACCAGGUCGACGACUUGCCAAAACCCAGGGUGGUUCGGCUGCCUCGAUGAAACAUCUACUACAGUUACUUCCACGAUGAAAACCACGAUCACAACCACGACUAAUGAAUCCAUAACAACAACUUCGACAACUUGUUCAAAAUAUGGUUGGUUUGGGGACUGCAUUGAUUCAUCACCCACAAGUACACAAGCAAUAACAUCAACUCUCUUGACUAAUACCCCCACAAGUACAUUGUCUUCUGAGAAACCAUCGACCCAGCUUCCUAUUACAACCACUACUUGCCUAAAACCUGGCCGUUUCUGGGGUUGUCGGGAUUAA